Molecule: messenger RNA, 325 nt
Organism: Staurois parvus
Lineage: Eukaryota; Metazoa; Chordata; Amphibia; Anura; Ranidae
Source: the annotation of a GenBank genome assembly
AUGCGCCACUUUCGGGUCUCUCCUCACACUGCUGCCAGGUCCAUACUGAUUCAUGGCCCCCUGCCUCUGUAUGGCCUUCAAUUUAAGCUGCUUACGCUUCGCCACUCUGCCAUGGGCCCCUGUACCGCCUCCUCUUGCUGCUGCCAGGUCUAGAGUGUGUCAUGGGUCCCUGUACGGCCUCCCAUUGCUGCUGACUUCAUCGCCAGACUCUGCCAUGUGCCACUUUCAGGUCUCCUUACACUGUUGGUGGGUUCCAUUUUGUGAUAGGGUGCUGUAUGGCCUUCCAUUGCUGCUGCCUCCACUGCCACCCUGCGCCAUGUGCCUC